GCAGGAGGGCAGGCUUAAGGAGCUGUACUGGGGGGAGGGCAGGGACAAGCAGGCCGAGGACUGGCCGGGGGAGGGAGCAUGGAGCCAUCUGGGUCCCAGAGGCUUGGGGCCGAGCCCAGCUGGUGGGGUAGCGCCCCCCAGUACCAGUACAUGCCCUUUGAACACUGCACCAGCUACGGACUGCCCUCCAAGAGUGGGGGCCUGCAGCACAGGCUCCGGAGGGAUGCAGGCCCCCGUCCCAACGCCCGCCCCACACAGAUCUAUGGCCAUCACAAAGCGCAGUUCUCAGACAAUGAGCAGGACACGGGGAUGCCCGAGACGAUGGACUCCAGUGCUUCCGUGGACAACAUGGAAGAGGAUCACUAUUCUAAAUGUCAAGGUUGUAUCCACCGUCUGGGACUCAUGGUGAGAAGAAAAUUAGGGGAAGAUUGGAUCUUUCUGCUGCUUCUGGGGCUGCUUAUGGCUCUGGUUAGCUGGUGCAUGGAUUAUGUCAGUGCCAAAACCCUUCAGGCCUACAAGUGGACCUACUACCAGAUGCAGCCCAACCUGCCUCUGCAGUUCCUGGUCUGGGUCAGCUUCCCACUUACCCUUAUCCUCUUCAGUGCCCUCUUCUGCCACCUCAUCUCUCCCCAGGCUGUCGGCUCUGGAAUCCCUGAAAUGAAGACAAUACUUCGCGGGGUUGUCCUGAAGGAAUAUCUCACCCUCAAGGCCUUCGUGGCCAAGGUUGUGGCCCUGACUGCGGGGCUGGGCAGUGGCAUCCCUGUGGGGAAAGAGGGCCCUUUUGUCCACAUUGCCAGCAUCUGCGCCGCUGUCCUCAGCAAGUUCAUGUCCGUGCUCUGUGGGGUGUACGAGCAGCCAUACUAUUACACUGACAUGCUGACCGUGGGCUGUGCAGUAGGAGUCGGCUGUUGCUUUGGGACACCGCUUGGAGGAGUGCUGUUUAGCAUCGAGGUCACCUCUACCUACUUUGCCGUGAGGAACUACUGGCGAGGAUUCUUUGCAGCCACAUUCAGCGCCUUUGUUUUCCGAGUGCUAGCCGUGUGGAACAAGGAUGCUGUCACCAUCACAGCUCUCUUCAGAACCAAUUUCCGAAUGGAUUUCCCCUUUGACCUGCAGGAACUCCCAGCCUUUGCAGCCAUCGGGAUUUGCUGUGGUUUCCUGGGAGCUGUAUUUGUGUACCUGCAUCGCCAAGUCAUGCUCGGUGUCCGAAAGCACAAGUCCCUCAGCCAGUUUCUGGCUAAGCACCGCCUGCUCUAUCCUGGAAUUGUUACCUUUGUCAUCGCCUCCUUCACCUUCCCACCAGGAAUGGGACAAUUCAUGGCUGGAGAGUUGAUGCCUCGCGAAGCCAUCAGUACCCUGUUUGACAACAACACAUGGGUAAAGCAUGUAGGGGACCCUGAAAGCCUGGGCCAGUCAGCUGUGUGGAUCCACCCAAAAGUCAAUGUCGUCAUCAUCAUCACCCUCUUCUUCAUCAUGAAGUUCUGGAUGUCCAUCGUGGCCACCACUAUGCCCAUACCCUGCGGAGGCUUCAUGCCUGUGUUUGUGCUCGGAGCUGCAUUUGGAAGGCUGGUAGGAGAGAUCAUGGCCAUUCUUUUCCCAGAUGGCAUCUUAUUUGAUGACAUCAUCUACAAGAUCCUGCCUGGGGGCUAUGCAGUAAUUGGAGCAGCAGCGCUGACUGGUGCAGUAUCCCACACAGUCUCCACAGCCGUGAUUUGCUUCGAACUAACGGGUCAGAUCGCUCACAUCCUACCCAUGAUGGUGGCUGUUAUCUUGGCCAACAUGGUGGCUCAGAGCCUGCAGCCCUCCCUUUAUGACAGCAUCAUCCAGGUCAAGAAACUACCCUACUUGCCUGACCUUGGUUGGAACCAGCUCAGCAAAUUUACAGUCUUUGUUGAGGACAUCAUGGUACGGGACGUGAAGUUUGUUUCAGCUUCUUGCACUUAUGGGGAGUUGCGAAACUUGCUCCAGACCACCACAGUCAAGACUUUACCACUGGUUGAUUCAAAAGAUUCGAUGAUCCUGCUGGGCUCCGUGGAGCGUUCAGAACUGCAGUCCCUUCUGCAGCAUCACCUGUGUCCUGAGCGGAGGCUGCAGUUAGCCCAGGACAUGGCAAGGAAGUUGUCAGAGCUGCCCUUCGACGGGAAGGUGCGGCAGGCUGGGGAGGGGCGCCGUGGCGUCCAGGGUCGACCCGAGUCUUUUGCCUUUGUGGAUGAGGAUGAAGAUGAGGACCUCUAUGGGAAGCCCGAGCUGCCUCCUCUUCCUCCUCCUCACCCCUUUCCUACUGCUCCACUGCCCCCCGAAGAGCCCAACGGGCCCCUGCCCGGCCACAAACAGCAGUUGGAAGCACCGGAGCUUGAAGGUCAAAGACCCUCCAUCUUUCAAUCCCUGCUGCACUGCUUGCUGGGCAGAGCUCGCCCCACAAAGAAGAAAAUGACCCAGGAUUCAGAGGAUUUAGUGGAUAACAUGGCACCUGAAGAGAUUGAGGCCUGGGAACGAGAGCAGCUGAGCCAGCCUGUCUGUUUUGACUCUUGCUGUAUCGACCAGUCCCCCUUCCAGCUGGUGGAGCAGACGUCGCUGCACAAGACUCACACUCUCUUCUCCCUGCUCGGCCUCCACCUUGCAUACGUGACCAGCAUGGGGAAGCUCACGGGGGUGCUGGCCUUGGAGGAGCUGCAGAAGGCCAUUGAGGGGCACACCAAGUCUGGGGUGCAGCUCCGCCCUCCUCUUGCCAGCUUCCGGAGUGCAACUUCGACUCGAAAGUCUCCUGGGGGCCCACUCCCUGCUGCAGAGGCCUGGAGCCUGCCUCAGGAUGGAAGUGGGGCCACUGGGGCAGGGGAUGUGGCUCCUGCGUCCCCAGAGCCCCCUGUGCCAUCUGCCUCCCCAGAGCCCCCUCCCUCCUGGGCUCCGGCCAAGGCAGAGAGUGAGCUGGAGGAACUGGAGCUGGCGGGGGCUCCGGGGCCGGAGGGGGAGCUGGCCGACAUCCUGCAGGGCCCCAGUCUGCGAUCCACCGAUGAUGAGGAUGAAGAUGAACUGGUCCUCUGAGCGCCUCCCAGACCGCCGCAUAAAGACCGUCCAGAG
This is a messenger RNA of Lipotes vexillifer (Yangtze River dolphin), 3078 nucleotides long. It is a transcript of the gene CLCN1, whose product is annotated as chloride voltage-gated channel 1. Gene Ontology annotation, biological process: transmembrane transport; chloride transport. The transcript has 23 exons. The record is from RefSeq and is a predicted model, not a curated record. Bases 79 to 3042 code for a protein of 987 amino acids. Lineage: Eukaryota; Metazoa; Chordata; Mammalia; Artiodactyla; Lipotidae. Gene Ontology annotation, cellular component: plasma membrane. Gene Ontology annotation, molecular function: voltage-gated chloride channel activity.